Myotis myotis is the source of this 5320-nucleotide messenger RNA. It is a transcript of the gene CHST10, whose product is annotated as carbohydrate sulfotransferase 10. Gene Ontology annotation, molecular function: sulfotransferase activity. Lineage: Eukaryota; Metazoa; Chordata; Mammalia; Chiroptera; Vespertilionidae. The record is from RefSeq and is a predicted model, not a curated record. The transcript is spliced from 10 exons. Gene Ontology annotation, cellular component: membrane. The coding region runs from base 1721 to 2866 and encodes 381 amino acids. Gene Ontology annotation, biological process: proteoglycan biosynthetic process; carbohydrate biosynthetic process.
UCGGGGCCCGGCCGGGGGCUGGUUCCACGGACGUUCACACCCGCCCCCCACACCACCCGGGUGGACUGAUGGGGCGAGCCGCCUUCUCUCUGCGAGCAGCAUCCCAGUGUUUGGCGACGUGCGGACCUUCCUAGUUGGCGGGUUUCCUGGGGAGAACCUUCCUUGCGUUCAUUGUGGCGAUGAGGCGCAUCCUCCCCGCGGGAUGCUGGGCUCGCUGGGAUUAUGGACACGCGGUGAUCUGUCACUUCUUUCAUCCUGGGCUGAGAUUUUGCAUUAGUAAUUGCGGCGGAAAGAGGAAGAAAAGGUUCCUCUUGGGUGCAGGGAGCAUGCAGGGAUGCGGGGCCGUGUGCGCCCUUUCCUAAGUGCACAGUUUGGUGGGUGAACUGAAAGGGAAGGUUGCAAAUGCAGUCUCCCUCCAGCCAGGCCCCAGAGUGCGCUCAGCUGCGCUUUUGACAACCCAGAGGCCUGUCAGAAGUUGAGGUUGAGGCAUGAAUUCUGCACUUGUGGCUGGGAAGAUGAACCGGGCCUUCCAAAGCUGUCGUUUUUGUUUCCAAGGCUGACGGGGCCCACCGUGAAUAGAAAACAGCGCGGCCAGGUUCUGGGCAGCUAAGCGGGAGCGCUGUCAUAAAGGAGUUUUUGUCUGAAAAAUCCAAAGUCUGGGGCUUUGAGCCACGGAGGGUUGGGUACUGGUCAGUUUUAACUGCCAGGGUGAGAAAUGUCUCAGACAUUUUUCAAAUUAGGCAGCUGAGUCUAGCUCCGGCUUGCUGGUCUCCAGGAUUUACCCUUUCCAGUGACUGGGUGAAAGAGGAAAGACACACAGAGAGAAGUGGCCUUCUCCCUUUUCCCCUUAAAAUGAGGACAUAGUCCAUCUUGGGUUAAGAUGAAAAGAAAAAUCGUUCCAUCUUUGCUCUUGACCCUGAAGAAAAGAAUCUCAAAGAAAUACCGGACAGAAAAAUUCUUUCCUUACCUGGAGUGCUCACAGAACUGAACAAAGAAAGGAAAGAAUUAGUGCAUAUCGUAGGCCAUCUGCAUUUACAGGCAGGUCAUUUUUCAGAUGCUUGAGGUUAUACAAUAAGAAGGUGGGAGGGAGCCAGACAUGGAAAGGAGGGAGAGAGGUGAAUGCAGGGCCUUAGAGAUUGCAGCAGCCAAGAGAGUCUGUUUUCUCCCGAUACCGGUCUGGAAGAAUCUGGAUUGACAGGAGGAAGCAAGAACCUCGGGCAAAGUAAAUACUGCUGGGAAAUGUGGACCCCAGGCCUCAGAAGUUUGAAUGCCUUUUAUUUAUUCUUGUCUGAUUGCUGUUGCUGGGACUUCCAGUACUAUGUUGAAUAAGAGUGAUGGAAGCCAACAUCCCUGUCUUGUUCCAGAUCCUAAGGAAAACACUUAGUUUUUGCCCAUUGAGAAUGAUGUUGCUGUGGGUUUAUUACAUUAAGCCACCCAGCUCAGGGAAGAAGAGAGUAGACCAGAUCCUGUCCCUGCCCCAGGCCUGGGUGGAAGAAGCAAGGUGCUCCUGACUUUAAAUGAAAACCCAAGACUUGGGAAGGCAGGCAUGGCUUCAGGAUCAUGCAUGUCUCACAUCACAACUUGCCAGAUGGAAAAUGCUAUCCCUAAGCCACUGGGCUUCCUGGAGAGCAGAUGUGUUCUUCAUUUUCAUGAUCUCCCUGCUUUGAUUUAGAGCAGAGUGGGACUUGUGUGACCUGCAUCCCUCCUGGGCAACGAAAGCAUGAAAAACACCCACCCCCCAGUUUCUGCACUGGCCCUUGCAGGAAGAAUCACUGAAUGGCUGACGUUUGACAACAUGCACCACCAGUGGCUUCUGUUGGCUGCAUGCUUUUGGGUGAUUUUCAUGUUCAUGGUGGCCAGCAAAUUCAUCACCUUGACCUUUAAAGACCCGGAUGCCUACAGCACCAAACAGGAGUUCCUGUUCCUGACAGCCGUGCCGGAUUCCAGGAAGUUACAGGAAGAGCAGCAGUUUCCUGAGGAACUGAAGCCAACUGGGAAGAUGCUCGCAGACGGCCAGCUUGCUCAGCCCUUGGUCUAUAUGGAGCGCCUGGAGCUCAUCCAAAAUGUCUGCAGGGAUGCGGCCCUGAAGAACCUCUCACAUACGGCCGUGUCCAAGUUUGUCCUGGACCGAAUAUUCGUCUGUGACAAGCACAAGAUCCUCUUCUGCCAGACUCCCAAAGUGGGCAACACGCAGUGGAAGAAAGUGCUGAUCGUGUUAAACGGUGCCUUUCCUUCCAUCGAAGACAUCCCCGAGAAUGUGGUUCAUGACCAUGAAAAGAACGGCCUCCCUCGUCUCUCUGCCUUCAGCGAUGCAGAAAUUCAGAAGCGCUUGAAAACCUACUUCAAGUUUUUUAUUGUAAGAGAUCCCUUUGAAAGACUGAUAUCUGCUUUUAAGGACAAGUUCGUCCACAAUCCCCGCUUUGAACCCUGGUACAGGCACGAGAUUGCCCCCGGCAUCAUCAGGAAGUACAGGCGGAACCGGACGGAGACCCGGGGCAUCCAGUUUGAAGAUUUUGUGCGCUACCUGGGCGAUCCAAACCACAGAUGGCUGGACCUCCAGUUUGGGGACCACAUCAUUCACUGGGUGACGUACGUCGAGCUGUGCGCGCCCUGUGAGAUAUCAUACAGUGUGAUUGGUCACCACGAGACCCUGGAGGACGACGCCCCAUACAUCUUAAAAGAGGCGGGCAUAGACCACCUGGUGUCAUACCCCACCAUCCCUCCGGGCAUCACCGUGUACAACAAAACCAAGGUGGAGCACUACUUCCUGGGCAUCAGCAAGCGGGACAUCCGGCGCUUGUAUGCCCGUUUUGAAGGGGACUUUAAGCUCUUUGGGUAUCAGAAGCCAGAUUUUUUGCUAAACUAAUGUGUAGAUCUGUGAACUCAGAUACCUCUGUUAGACCAGAGGCUAAGCAAGUGGAGAUCUGAGCACAGAACGGACACUUCCUCCAUCUCACCCCUCAAGACUCCUGCGGGCACCCACGGGCCAUGUGCACCUCGGCCGGUGAAGCUGCACCCAACGGUUCUGGCUUAGUGUGAACAUCAGGUGCAUUGAGGGCCUUCGCCCCCACGCCUACCAAUGCCAUGAGGCCUUUGGUCCCCAGAAGGGUAAAAGGACUAAACAUUUGCAGUCUGACAGACCAGGAGGAGCAGUUACACGGCACAGGCGUCAUUUCCCUCGGCUGUCAAGGAGGGGAAGGGCCUGCCUGUCACCGGGGGACAGCAGGAAGGGCACCUCGCGCUUUCAGGAGACCCGAGGAGCUGAUGGUGUGCAGAACUGGCAGGAGCUAAUGCAAGACCAAGUCUGUGUAAUAAAAUGACAGCGCUGGCUCUCAACUUGGCACUGCUGUAAUCACAGAGGUAAACCAUUCUUUCCACGACUGUCUCCUUCCUGUGGGAUUCAGGAUGACCCUAGGACACUUUUUGGCAGUCCGUCCUUUCAGAAUACACGCCUAAGCACCCCUAGUCCAUAUUUCCGAUCCUCUGUCUGCCAGGUGGUUUUCUCAUUGAGCCUAAGAGCUACAUAUUCAGAAAAAGGGGAGUGGAGUGUUCUUCCCACCUGAGAAGCGAACGUCUUUGGGAAAAGGAAGAGCUGGUGGGCUCUGGAGCUCAGGCUGCUGUGGAUGUGGGCAUACCCAUCCUGCUGGUUGUCCCUCUCUUGUCUUUGUUCCACCUGGAUGGGCAGCGGGGCUUCCCUUUCCAUCUUCCCAGGCCCUCCCUGGGGCUGAAGGCCAGCAGGGCAGCGUGGCAGUCCGUGCAGUUUACAUGGUCCAGUUUCAUCUCAGCCAAUUGCUCCCCUGGACCUGUUUUGUUAGUGCCGUCAUCCCGGGCUGUAAGUUGGACAGUGAGGUUCACCAGCAAUAAAAUCCUGGGCUGAGGCAGCCUCCAGGAAUGCAUCUCCCAGGCACCGAGGAGCGAGCUGCGGCCACCAUGUCAGGUGCCUGCUGACACUGAGGACUGUUUUCCUGUGAGAAGUCCCACGUGCCAUGAGCCCAGCUUUUCUUCAAGGCAGCUUCCCCCUUCCCUUUCUCAAAGGGGUCGCCUGAGUCUGUGAAUGUGAAAGUAAUAAAUAAAAACUGUCCAAACGCGACACGUGCUGCACUUUGAGGGGGCCCUCUGUGGCCCCACACGGUCCCCGCGGCCCCAGCGUGGGGCCUGCAAGACUGCUCUAGUGGCUGCUGGUGGCAGGGCCACAGAAGGAGAGGCCCAAGUGUGACAGGCCCUAGCGCUGACCAAGGGGCGUCAGUGUGGUGGCCUGUCAUCAGCUGACAAGCAGGGGAUGUCACAUGAGCUUUUCCUGUAAAGUCUUGUGAAAAUCAUUUCACACCUGAUCAGCCAAUUGAUUACCUCUUUCCUAUUUGCAGUGUAACAGUGUGAAAAAUACAUUUGAGUCUAAGGCCUUAAAGUUACAACUAAUUUUUAAAAAACACCUUUCUUGUCAGAAAUAAAGGUCAGAAAGCUGCAUCCCCAUAUGUCCCCAAUCCUCUGGCUUUUAGAUUUAGGUCACUUUUCUUUGGCAUUUCAGUCAUUUUCCUAACAGAUUUUGCCCAACAAGUAGGGUUGGCCACCAGAACAUCUGGACAUUUCACAGGAUGUCCCAAAUAUCCAUUCCUCACCACCACCCCUGUGCGCUGUAGCUCCUGACUCCACACAGCGCCCCACUGCAGUCACCUCCACCAGAAUCAUUCACUUCCUUCCCUCUCCAAAGCCCACUUCCUCCUCCCCGCGCCCCCCCACCCCCACCUCAGGAGGAGGUGCCCAUUCUCCUGUCACCCAGACCCUUUCCCCCUCACUGCCGCCCAGAGGGAGCUUUGAGGAUGCAGCCUAGAGCCAACACUCAACACUGCUGGUCCUUCCUGGAAACGAACACCGCCUGUGCUGGGUCCUCCCUCACCUGGCAGGUGUCACCUGGGCAGCUGUCUCAACCUGUGCCCAUGCUGCUCCAGGAGCCCUGUGUCCUCAGCCCUGGGCCUUUGCGGCUGACCCUGGACCUGCCAAGGGGCAGGCUGGAGGGUCCCGACAGGGAGGGGUACUAAGGUGGGUGUGGGGCUGGGGUGCCCCCAAGGCGCAGUGCUCACAGCUCAUUGCCUUCCCAGGUAAGGGGAUGGGUAGCAGCAGGAGACGGUGGCUGGUGGGAAAUGUCAGGGUGAGAACCCAGUGGAUGGAGUGUCAUCCUGUACACCAAAAGGUUGCGGCUUUGAUUCCUCGUCAGGGUGCAUGUGGUAGGCGGCUGAUCGAUGUUUCUCUCAUCCUCAUUUUAGGCUUUCUUUGUGUCCAAUGGCCUGAAGUCUCAGAGUGUAAUAAUAAAAAUUUUACUCAA